CCGGCGCUGAGCGCUCCCGGCGUCCGUAGGUGCCCGGAGCCAUGGUGAUCAUGUCGGAGUUCAGCGCGGCCCCGGCGGGCGCGGGCCAGGGCCAGCAGAAGCCCCUCCGGGUGGGCUUUUACGACAUCGAGCGGACCCUGGGCAAGGGCAAUUUCGCGGUGGUGAAGCUGGCUCGGCAUCGAGUCACCAAAACCCAGGUUGCAAUAAAAAUAAUCGAUAAAACACGCCUAGAUUCAAGCAACUUGGAGAAAAUAUAUCGUGAGGUUCAGAUCAUGAAGCUUCUGAAUCAUCCUCAUAUCAUAAAGCUUUAUCAGGUCAUGGAAACAAAGGACAUGCUUUACAUUGUCACCGAAUUUGCAAAAAAUGGAGAAAUGUUUGACUACUUGACCUCUAACGGGCACCUGCGUGAGAGCGAGGCACGGAAGAAGUUCUGGCAGAUCCUGUCGGCCGUGGAGUACUGCCACAGCCACCACAUUGUGCACAGGGACCUCAAGACCGAGAACCUGCUGCUGGACGGCAACAUGGACAUCAAGCUGGCAGACUUUGGAUUUGGGAAUUUCUACAAGUCGGGAGAGCCUCUGUCCACGUGGUGCGGGAGCCCCCCGUACGCGGCCCCGGAGGUGUUUGAGGGGAAGGAGUACGAAGGCCCCCAGCUGGACAUCUGGAGCCUUGGUGUCGUGCUGUACGUCCUCGUCUGCGGCUCCCUCCCCUUCGACGGGCCCAGCCUGCCUGCUCUGCGGCAGCGGGUGCUCGAUGGCCGAUUCCGCGUCCCCUUCUUCAUGUCUCGAGACUGUGAGGCGCUGAUCCGGCGCAUGCUGGCGGUGGACCCCGCCAGGCGCAUCAGCAUCGCCCAGAUCCGGCAGCACAGGUGGAUGCAGGCCGGCCCCGCCCCGCCGUGUGUCAGCCCCGCCGGCCCCGCACUCGGCUGCAACUCCAACCUGGGCGGCUACGACGAGCAGGUGCUGGGCUUCAUGCAGACCCUCGGCGUGGACCGGCAGAGGACCGUGGAGUCCCUGCAGAACAGCAGCUAUAACCACUUCGCGGCCAUCUACUACCUCCUCCUGGAGCGCCUGCGAGGCCACCGCGGCUCCCCGCCCUUGGCCCGCUCCGGCCCGGCCCUGCAGCAGAGGCCCAGAAGCGCCGAUCACAGCACCGUGGAGGUGCCUCAGGAAGGCCUCCCUGGCGAUGCUUUCCGGUCCCCGGUGCUGUGCCCGCAGCCCCAGACCCUGGGCCAGUCCAUCCUGCAGGCCGAAAUGGACUGCGAGCUGCACAGCUCGCUGCAGCCCUUGCUCUUCCCCGUGGACACCAGCUGCAGCGGAGUGCUCCGGCACCGCUCGGUCUCCCCCAGCGGCCUGCUGGACACGACCAUUAGUGAGGAGGGCAGGCAGGGCCCGGGCCCGGAGGAGCAGCGGGAGGCACAGAGGCCCCCGCCUGGUGGCACGGGCCGGAGACACACGCUGGCCGAAGUCUCCACCUUCUCUCCGCGCGCGCCUCCAUGUGUGGUCGUCUCCUCCUCGGCCAGUCCUUCGGAAGGCACCAGCUCUGACAGCUGUCUGACCUCAGCAGGCGACGGCCUGGCAGGGCUCAGCGGACGCCUGGGCGCCCAGGGGCCGGUGGGCACCUGCUUCCCUCUCAGACUGGCCUCGCCGCUGCUGGGCGCCCAGUCCGCCACCCCGGUGCUGCAGGCUCAGGGGGCCCUGGGAGGAGCUGUCCUGCUCCCCGUCAGCUUCCAGGAAGGCCGGAGGGCCUCGGACACCUCACUCACUCAAGGCCUGAAAGCCUUUCGGCAGCAGCUGAGGAAGAGCGCGAGGACCAAAGGGUUUCUGGGCCUGAACAAGCUCAAGGGGCUGGCUCGCCAGGUGUGCCAGUGCGCCCCCGGCCGGGCGGCGCGGGGCGGCCUGAGCGCCUUCCAGCUGCCCGCGCAGAGCCUGGGCCUACAUGGCAGCGGAGCCAGCGGCCGGGAGGGCAGGGGCCUGCUGGAGGAGGUGCUGCACCAGCAGAGGUUGCUCCAGCUCCAGCACCACCCGGCAGCCCCGCCCAGCUGCCCGCAGGCCGCCCCGCCGCCCCCAGCGCCGCUGCUCCUGGCCCCCGGCGACGGCGCCCUCCUCGUGUCGGGACUGCAGACGGAGCUGGGGCUGGGGCCCUGCCCGCUGCUGCCGCCCCGCCUCCUCCAGGCCGGGGUCUCCCCGGUGGCCUCGGCGGCCCAGCUCCUGGACACCCACCUGCGCAUCAGCGCCGCCUCGGCCCCGCUCCCCGCCGCCACGCCCCUGCAGCCCCACUUUGCCAUGCUGCCCCUGGUUUUCGACCCCAUGGGGCUGCCGCAGGGGGACUGCGAGAUGGAGGACCUGACCUCCGGCCAGCUGGGCACGUUCGUCCUGGUGCAGUGAGGGACACGGCCCACCGCCCUCUGCCCACUUGGGCCGCCGACUCCUCGAAGCAAUAAUCUCAGAGUAUGUGAAGACGCUUCCGGACUCAAAGCCAAUAACUUCCUAGAAGCGAAACAAGCAAUACGUUUGGUGUUUUGGCUUUUUAGUUUAUUUUUAUUUUCUCCUUGCACUGAGCAACUGCUACCACGAGUAGAGACUGAAAAGUUUCUGAAGAAAAAUACUAAUUGAGGGUGAGGCUUGGGGUGGGCGGAUGGGGAGGGAGGGAGCGAACGGCUGAGACGCGGCCCACGGGGCCGGCUCGGUUCGCGGGGCCAGUGCUGCUGUGUCACUGGCGUCGGGUCACGGAGGGCGUUGCCUGGGACAAAGCCACGAAGAGCCACGCGCCUGGAAGCGUGUGGGCCGCCUCCAGCCGCGUGCGUGCGUUGAGCGGUAGCCUCUUUUCAGUUAAGUUCUCCAUUUCCGGAAACAUUUAUGCUUCAGAUGAAAGCUGUGAACUUUCUGCUUUAUGUAUCAGUUUUUAAAAAGCUCUAACAGCCAGCCCCGGAGAAGAUAAUCUACAAAUUCUUGAAAUUUUCUCCCCUGAUGUCAGAGCCCAGAAGGUCGUUUUUCCUUCUCGGAGGUGAGAAGCUUUGCAAACGGCUGCGGUCCGUUCCCAGGCUUCUCGGGGAGAACCGCGACGGGGCGGCUGCUGCGGGGCAGGCUCGGCCCAGACCCGGCGCGGAGCCGGAGGGGUCUCCUGCCGCCUGUCUUAUUUCCGCUGCUAAGUUUUUAUGCAUUUCAUUAUCAGGGUCCAAAACGAACAGCUGGCUCUGGGGAAUGUGCAAUACGCUGAGGCUGGACUGGGGCGGGCAGGCGGUCAGGGUCACGGCUGGGGUCCCGCCCUCACUGGGUGCAGCCUGGACGGCCCCACCUUCGCCCAGGCCCCCCGUUAGGCUUUCCUUCAAGAAAAUGAGAGGUCAGGUCAGUGUUGUUCAGGCUUUGCUCCUUUUUUAAAGCAAAUACCGUAUAUGUAUAUAAAUAGGAGACAAAUAGACACUACUUAUUUUUUAUAUUUUUUACUACACCUUUGUGUUCCUGGUUUAAAUUCCCCUCUGGUAAUGUUAAGAAGCGUCGGCACCAGGUCCGUGUGGAGGGAGGCAAGGUGCACCCUUACCUGGCAGGUGGACUCAGGUGGGUCGGAGGCCUUGGAGUGACGGGACAGCCGCCUGGCACAGCCCUGCACCCCGGGCGCCGUCUGCUCACGGGGCUCACCUGCAGUGCCCCGCAGGAGACGGCCAAGGGGAAGGGUCGUUCGGAAAAGCCAAAGACUGCGUCCCAGGGGUGGGCAGGCGGCAGCGCGUUGCGUCUUGGCCCCUGCCGUCGGGCGGGGCGCGUGCCACGCUUGCUGCUCCUGGACCCCCCCUCACCCCCCCCCGCUGCUGCUGCUCCAGGACGGGGGCGAAGGACUGUCUUCGCACUGGGCCUGGCCACAGAGACAACACCAAAGCCUCCCGCCGACUCGUGAGGAAGGUUCGGGGCGAGAGCCCAGCGUCCAGGCGGGCCGGCCCUCUCGCGGAGAUGGGUACGGAUUCCCACAGAACCGGUUCCCCUUCGAAGCUCGCUCCUGCUGACGCCAGAGAUCAAG
This is a messenger RNA of Pteropus alecto (black flying fox), 4011 nucleotides long. It is a transcript of the gene SIK1, whose product is annotated as salt inducible kinase 1. Gene Ontology annotation, cellular component: cytoplasm. The record is from RefSeq and is a predicted model, not a curated record. The transcript is spliced from 13 exons. Bases 42 to 2387 code for a protein of 781 amino acids. Gene Ontology annotation, biological process: protein phosphorylation; intracellular signal transduction; microtubule cytoskeleton organization. Lineage: Eukaryota; Metazoa; Chordata; Mammalia; Chiroptera; Pteropodidae. Gene Ontology annotation, molecular function: tau-protein kinase activity; protein serine/threonine kinase activity; ATP binding.